Molecule: messenger RNA, 933 nt
Organism: Hordeum vulgare subsp. vulgare (domesticated barley)
Lineage: Eukaryota; Viridiplantae; Streptophyta; Magnoliopsida; Poales; Poaceae
Product: ras-related protein RHN1-like
Exons: 5
Molecular function (GO): GTPase activity; GTP binding
Source: RefSeq, a predicted model, not a curated record
GAUUUGCGUGCGUGGGUGCGUGUGCAGGUGCUCCUAGGAGACCUUGGCGCCGGGAAGACCAGCAUCGUGGUCCGGUUCGCCAAGGGGCUCUACUACGAGUGCGAGGAGUCGACCAUCGGGGCAGCCUUCUUCUCGCACGCCCUCCCCGUGAACGGCGUUGGCGAGGACGCCACUGUCAGGUUUGACAUCUGGGACACCGUCGGCCAGGAGCGCUACCACAGCCUCGCCCCCAUGUACUACCGCGGCGCCGCCGCCGCCGUCGUCGUCUACGACAUCACUAGCACGGAUUCGUACACCCGAGCAAAGAGGUGGGUCGACGAGCUUCAGAGACAAGGGAACCCGCAUCUGGUGAUGGCGUUAGUGGGCAACAAGGUCGAUCUGAAAAAAAAGAGGAAGGUUGGCACACAGUACGCGGAGCGGAACGACCUCUUCUUCAUGGAGACGUCGGCCAAGACGGCGCAGAACGUCGGUGAGCUCUUCUACUAUCUAGCCGAGAGGCUGGUGAAGGUGCACACCAGCCAUCCAACCGGGAUGGUCCUGCACGACGACGACCAGCGCGGUGUCCGGGGACGGUGGUUCUGUUUGUUCCGGGUGAUCGACGUUGCGUGUCGCAUGCUGACGGCGGGGCUGGCGGGAGUUCAGGCGGAGCGGCGCGCCCGUCAGCCGCAGAUCGGGAUCAGGCGGCGAUGGACUUCUCCGACGACGUCAAGCAGGCGAUCCCGCGCCCCGUCCUGGCCUUUGGCGGUGUCGGCAGCGCUGGGCCAUCCCCGCUGCUCAAGGGCUGGCGGGGCGACGAAGCCGGAGCUCCGCCCCCGAGAUGAUGUCGGCCGCCACUGGAAGCUCCUCCCCUUCCUCUUCAGCUCAGCGGUACAUGCCCGCCCGGCCUCGUCUCCUCCUUCCUCUCCCCUCGGUCGGCGGUCGACGCCGGUUUAG